Nicotiana tabacum (common tobacco) is the source of this 2397-nucleotide messenger RNA. Its product is annotated as putative starch synthase 4, chloroplastic/amyloplastic. The record is from RefSeq and is a predicted model, not a curated record. NCBI's taxonomy places the organism in Eukaryota, Viridiplantae, Streptophyta, Magnoliopsida, Solanales, Solanaceae.
AAAAUCUCCACUCCAUUCCUUUUUAUCAUAGCUAUUCACAUCUCUCUCUGUCACAGUCGUACACAAUCUUCGCUACUGGACAAUGAUCACGGAGAUGCUUUCCAGUUUAUCGAUCGCUAAAACUCCUCCUUCUCUUCGCAUGUUCUCUCCGGCUAACGGCAAACCUUUCCGACUUUCGGUUAUCUGUUGCGUCGGGAAGAAUGCAGAGAGUAAUGGCUCAACUAGUGGACCUUUCCAGUUGGAGUUGGGAAACCACAGUAGUGAUGAGAAUAUUCCACAAAUGAAGAGUGCUGAAUUAGAAGAGAAAGGUAGUGACAUUUGGCAACUUUUCGGAGAAGCUCAACAGAAUAUCUUGUACUUGAACAAACAACGCAUCAUGACCAUGGAAGAGCUUGAUAGAGUAAAAAGAGAGAAAAGUUCAUUGCUUGAUCAGAUCGAGCAACUAGAGAGAACAAAGCUGAUUAAUACAAGAAAAGAUAAGUUCUCAAUCACUGCUGAGUUACUUCUAAGGAUAGACUCUAUGGUUCUUACCAGUUUGAUUGGGAGCAAGGAGGCAUCAGACUUUAGAAGGCUGGUCAUGGAUUCAAAAGUCAGCAUAGUUGAUUAUUUCUCUGAUAUAAUGCAUAAACAGGAUACAGAGCUUCUGGCAGAGAUGCGUCACUUCUCCGGGAAAAGUAGAAAGUCAGGUUACCACAUAAUCCACAUUUGUACUGAAAUGGCACCAGUGGUCUCAGUUGGAUCUUUGGCACUAUAUGUAACCGGCUUAUCUUGUGCCUUGCAAAGAAACGGAAAUCUGGUUGAGAUUAUCUUACCCAAGUAUGCUAGCCUAAACUUAAAUGAAGUUCAUGGAUUACGAGAAGUAGAAGCGGAGUUUUUUUCAUACUUUAAUGGUCAAAUGCACGGAAACAGAAUCUGGACUGGGGUUGUCUAUGGCAUUGGAGUGACUUUUAUAGAACCUCUCUACUAUUCGUCAUUUUUCAGCCGCGAGAAAGUAUAUGGUUACUCAAAUGAUUUUGAACGAUUCACCUACUUCUCUCGCGCUUCAUUGGAUUAUAUAGUUAAAGCAGGAAAGCAGCCCGAUGUGCUUCAUAUACACAACUGGGAAACAUCUAUUGUUGGUCCAUUGUUUUGGGACGUUUUUGUAGAUCAGGGACUUGGAGAUACCAGGAUAAUGUUGACAUGUCAAAGCUUCGAGUCUCAGUGUGUAGAGCAACCUGAGAAGUUAGCCCUAUGUGGACUUGAUCCUCACAGAUUACAUCGUUCUGAUCGUCUGCAAGAUAACAACAAGUCCCAUCUUGUCAAUGUUUUGAAGGCUGGGGUUGUUUACUCCAAUAAAGUUAUUAUAAUGUCAUCCAUGCAAACAAAAGGGCAGAUAAUUCAUGCUAUGAGUCAUGGUCUGGAACCCACCUUAACUAUACACAAGGACAAGUUAGUAGUUGCUCCUCCUGGAUUUGAUAGUUCAGCUUGGGAUCCUUCAGCGGAUAAGUAUCUUCCUCAAAACUAUAGUGCAGAUAAUAUGAAGGGCAAAUCUGUCUGCAAAGUCUCGUUGCAGCAGCAUCUGGGGUUUCAGGAUCAAGCGUCCAUUAUUCUUAUAGGAUGCAUCUUCUCAGACAUCUCUGAUGUUGAACUAGAAAACCUCAAGACGCUUAUUCGGAUGGCUUCAAGGAGGGGUGUUCAGUUUGUCUUCAUGGGCUCGGGUCAAACUCCUGGUUUAAAUAUGGCAUUGGAAUAUUUUGAGGAGGAACUCAAGGAUGAGAACAUGAGAUUCCUUAGCAAAUAUGACGAAGCUUUAGCACAUUUGGUACUUGCAGGAUCUGACAUCAUGCUAUGCCCUUCUUAUGAUGAUACAGUACUCCAAGUACCGCUCAAGGCCAUGAGAUAUGGAGCUGUGCCUAUUCUACUGAAUUUUACGGAGAGCAAAUUCGGGCACUUUAUGGACCGUGAUCUUGAGGGCACCAAAUUCUCUCGUUAUAUCAAAGAUACCUUCGGCAAUAUGUCCCUGAACCAAGCAAUUGAAGAACUUAAGAACAACCAAUCAAAAUGGGACAAGAAGAUUGUCGAUGCCAUGACAACGGAUUUUUCGUGGGAGGCAGAGUGCUGUGACAUUCAUAUCUCUGCAUAUACAGCAAUAAAGAACUUGUAAAAUAGAUUUUCUGUACAUAUUCAUGCAUUUAUAUCUUUGACCACGCCUUGGAGGUACCUAUUACAUAUAGUCUAGAGGGGAGGGGCUUUUGUUAUCUUAAGAAAGAAAAAAAAAGAGAUUAAAACGUCUAUCCUUUUAGAGUCAAUUGUUUUAGUCAAUAGUACGGACAUAAGUGCGGGCAUUGCCUAUUCUAACGAAUAAUUGAAUGUCCUCUCUAAUGAAUAGUCGAUAUGAAGGAGUACAUCUAAAAAACA